Messenger RNA from Gastrolobium bilobum, 651 nucleotides. RefSeq lists its product as uncharacterized. NCBI's taxonomy places the organism in Eukaryota, Viridiplantae, Streptophyta, Magnoliopsida, Fabales, Fabaceae. The record is from RefSeq and is a predicted model, not a curated record. The transcript has a single exon. Bases 1 to 651 code for a protein of 216 amino acids.
AUGAAUUGCCUUGUCUGGAAUUGCAGGGGUGCAGCUAAGAAAUCCUUUAAAAUGACCCUGUGUAAUCUCACUAAGAAGUACAAGGUUGGUUUGGCAGCAGUUUUAGAGCCCAUAAUCAGUGGGUUCUCAGCUGCUAGGAAAAUUAAACAACUGGGAUUCAAAAACUACCUGAUUGAGGAUGCAGUGGGAUUCAUGGGUGGUAUUUGGAUCUGUUGGAAUGAUGAUUCUUUUAAGAUUUCUCUCAUUGAAAAAAUUAACCAGUUCAUUCAUGUCCUCUGUACUUGUAGUAAUGGAGCCAGCUUUCUCCUUACUGUUGUUUAUGGCAGCCCUAGAGAGGAAGAGAGAAAUGCUCUCUGGUCGGACCUUAGAAGAAUCAGUGAGACUAUCUCUGUUCUUUGGGCAGUUGUGGGGGAUUUCAAUGAGAUUCUGAGUGCUAAUGAGAAAAAAGGGGGUGCACCUAUCAAUGUAGCCAAAUGUGCAAAGUUUAUGGAGGUCCUUGAUGACUGCAAUAUCAUGGAUCUUGGCUGUCAUGGUGCUAAAUACACGUGGAGAGGAUCUAAAUGGUUACACCUGGAGAGAGUUUUUAAUAGACUAGAUAGGAUUUAUGCCAAUGCCUUAUGGACAAUUGCCUUCUCUGAGGCUACUGUUUAA